Molecule: messenger RNA, 6239 nt
Organism: Cololabis saira (Pacific saury)
Lineage: Eukaryota; Metazoa; Chordata; Actinopteri; Beloniformes; Belonidae
Gene: fbxl3a
Product: F-box and leucine-rich repeat protein 3a
Exons: 5
Coding region: 197-1522 (441 amino acids)
Biological process (GO): SCF-dependent proteasomal ubiquitin-dependent protein catabolic process; regulation of cell cycle; entrainment of circadian clock by photoperiod
Cellular component (GO): nucleus; SCF ubiquitin ligase complex; cytosol
Molecular function (GO): protein binding
Source: RefSeq, a predicted model, not a curated record
AACAACACUCUCCAUUUUCCUCUUCAGGCCGCGGAUCUGGUCAGAUCUGGGUCAGAUCUGGGUCAACUACCGAUCUAAGGAGGUUCUAGUCCACGGUUCCGCGUCCAGCCCGUCCCUAAUGCCUGCUUCCUGCUCGCUGUUGAUGAGUUUCCCGUGCGUGGGCCCCGGUUGAAGAGAAAGCUCCGUGUAAACGAGAAUGAAAAGGAUGAAAGGAGGAGAGGGGGGCAGCAGCGGCUGCUCCGGCGGAGACUCCCCCGAGGCCUGUACGAAGCUGCGGCGCCGUAUGAGCGAGGACUCGGAGGCGUUAGAGGCGGCGAGUCCCGACGAGGCGCCGCACUGCGACUGGUCGCUGCUUCCCCAGGAGCUGCUGCUGCACAUCUUCCAGUACCUGCCGCUGCUGGACCGGGCCUUCGCCUCGCAGGUGUGCCGCGGCUGGAACGAGGCCUUCCACAUGCCCGAGCUGUGGCGCUGCUUCGAGUUCGAGCUCAACCAGCCGGCCAGCUCCUACCUGAAGGCCACGCACCCCGACCUCAUCAAGCAGAUCAUCAAGCGCCACUCCAACCACCUGCAGUACGUCAGCUUCAAGGUGGACAGCAGCACGGAGUCGGCAGAAGCCGCCUGCGACAUCCUGUCCCAGCUGGUGAACUGCUCCCUGAAGACUCUGGGCCUCAUCUCCACGGCCAGGCCCAGCUUCAUGGAGGUCCCCAAGUCUCACUUCAUCUCGGCGCUGACGGUGGUGUUCGUCAACUCCAAGUCUCUGUCGUCGCUGAAGAUCGACGACACGCCGGUGGACGACCCGUCCCUGAAGGUUCUGGUGGCGAAUAACAGCGACACGCUGAAGCUGCUGAAGAUGAGCAGCUGUCCGCACGUCUCUCCUGCAGGGAUCCUGUGCGUGGCCGACCAGUGCCACGGCCUGCGCGAGCUGGCGCUGAACUACCACCUGCUGAGCGACGAGCUGCUGCUGGCGCUGUCGUCGGAGAAGCACGUGCACCUGGAGCACCUGCGCAUCGACGUGGUGAGCGAGAACCCGGGCCAGCACUUCCACGCCAUCAAGAAGAGCAGCUGGGACGCCAUGACGCGCCACUCGCCCAAGUUCAGCCUGGUCAUGUACUUCUUCCUGUACGAGGACGAGUUCGGGCCCUUCUUCAACGAGGAGAUCCCCGUCACGCACCUGUACUUCGGCCGCUCCGUCAGCAAGGAGGUGCUGGGCCGCGUGGGGCUGCACUGCCCCCGCCUGGUGGAGCUGGUGGUGUGCGCCAACGGCCUGCGGCCGCUGGACGAGGAGCUGAUCCGCAUCGCCAAGCGCUGCACGCAGCUGUCGGCCAUCGGCCUGGGCGAGUGCGAGGUGUCGUGCAGCGCCUUCGUGGAGUUCGUGAAGAUGUGCGGCCGCCGGCUGUCGCAGCUGUCCAUCAUGGAGGAGGUGCUGAUCCCCGACCACAAGUUCUCGCUGGAUGAGAUCCACUGGGAGGUUUCCAAGCACCUGGGCCGGGUCUGGUUCCCGGACAUGAUGCCCACGUGGUAGACGGGGUGAGGCACCGGCGCUAGCGGCGGCGCCGUGGGACUUUUACAGCCGCCGCCGCGGCGCCGAACCGCCUGUAGAGACAUUAGAUGCCAUCGUAGUGAACAGAACCUGAACCCGUAUGGCAAGCCGUUUUAAUAUUUAACAUCUAAACUGGGAUAUGUGUUGCAGAUAGGGAUGGGCGGUAUGGACUAAAACAUUUAUCACGAUAAUUUCUGGCAUUUAUCCCGAUAACGAUAAAAAUGACGAUAAAAAAAAUACCAAUUCAACUCCACCUUUUCAACUAUAAAUCUAUCACCACAUUUAGGGCUGGGUGAUAUGGACCAAAAGUCAUAUCUCGAUAUUUUCUAGCUAAAUGGCGAUACUCGAUAUAUAUCGAUAUUUUUUCUGUGCCAUAAUUGGAGUUUCCCCCAAAGCAUUAUAGCAUAGCAUCUCUGUUAGCAUCUCUGUUAGCAUCUCUGUUAGCUUCAUUUUUUUCUGAGGCAAACCCUUAAAAAAACAGUCAGUUUUAAUACAAAGCCUCGUGCCAAAUGUCACACAGGUUCCUUUAUUAACAGAGGUCUGCACAAUAUCAAAAUGUAUAAAACAAAUGAAAUAAAAAUAAACUGCCUGCAUAUAUAGAAUAAAAAUGCUUCUUGAAUAAAAUAAAACAAAUAUCUCUUUCCUGCAUAACAAUUAAAUUAAAAUACACUGUGCAAUUAAUACAAUGUAGACAGUAACAGGCAGACUUUUCCACUGAGGUUGACAGUUGUGCAAAUAACAAAACAUUUGUGCAAAUCUCAAAUAAAACAUUGAAGUCAAUUUAUCACAAAAUAAGCUAUAUCAAAAUCAUAAAAAAAAAAAAAAAAUUAAAUAAUCGAUAUAAACGUUAUUGUCUCGUACCAUAUCGCGUUUGAAAAUAUAUCGAUAUAUAUUAAAAUCUCGAUAUAUAUCGCCCAGCACUAAUGCAGUCAAAAUUCGGGUUAUUGCUAAUAAAUCCGUGUAUCAUUCGUUCUUUCCAUUUUCAAUUGGCAAUCAAAAAUCAAAACAUGAAAAAGUGACUGGUUAUUUUGUUAUUUGUUUUUUAUUAUAACACAAAAAACUGAAAAACGUCUGGUUUUUCAUAUUUCAAUUUUAGACACAGAUCCAAAAUACGAAAUAGAAAAACGGGCCACAGGACUGAAUUUGAUUUUAAUAUUUAAUUGGUCGAGUUUACGUGACCCGGCGGUGCUACAUCCAUGGUACGCGGCAGUUCGGGUAACCAUGGCUACCAUGGCGGCGCUGGAACAACAGAUUCAAGAUAUCUACAUCGUCCUUUUUAGAUAUCUUAAAUUAAGUUUUGACUAGUCAGAACCAAGUUGUAGAUAUCUUGAACUGGAAUUAUGACUAGUCAAAAUAAGAUAAGAUAAGAUAGUCCUUUAUUACUCCCUCAAUGGGGAAACUCGCGUGUUAGCAGCAGUACACUUAACAUAGACACACACACGCAUGCGGGGAAGGGGGUAAAAAGGUAAAAAAGUAAAAGAUAUAUAUAUAUAUAUAUAUAUAUAUAUAUAUAUAUAUAUAUAUAUAUAUAUAUAUAUUACAAAAUAUGGACAGUAUAUACACAUUGCAGUGGAGAUAAAAAGAUAAAAAAUAUAAGAUAAAAAAAUAGUGCAAAGGAAGAAAAACAGUGCAAAAAAAUGACGUAGAUAUCUAAAACUGGAAUUACGGAUAGCCAAAAUUUAAUUGUAGAUAUCUCUAAUCAAGUUAUAGAUCUCUUGAAAUGAUUUUUAAUUAGAGAAAUCUCACAUUGGAGAUAUCUUUAACUUCCAUUCUGCCUAGUCAAAAUGUAAUUACAGAUAUUUUGAAUUAGAGUUUUGACUAGUCAAAGUGACUUUAUAUAUAUCUUGAAUGACAAUUCUGACUAGUCACAAUGUAAUUACGACUAUAGUCAAAAUGCAGUUAUAGAUAUCUGCAAUGUUAAUUCUGGAUAGUCAAACUUAGCCAUUAAAUGUUAAAACGGCUUGCCAUAGAACCUUCUGCAGAGGAGGCCGGGUUAUCUGGGGGUCACCUGGGGGUCACCUGCCGGGUCACCUGGGGGUCACCUGGGGGUCACCUGGUCUCUUCCAUCAUCAACACUGACAGUGAGAACCUGAAGGAAUUGAGCGGACGCUGUAGUCUGGAGACGAGUGUCUGCAGGUGAGAUUUUGAAUGUUUUGGUCACGUUGUAAACCGGGACUCUACCGUGAGCAGCUGCAUGUUUAAGGACCUCUAACUCCUCUGAGUGAAGCAGCAACACGGCUUCGGUGACUGAUCUCAAACACGCUCAAACACGUGGACUGCAACAUCGUUGACGCGUCACAAACUCUUCCCUGGAGAGAGAGAAGCAGAAAUGUGUAAAUAAGUCGUGAAGGUUUAAAGUGUUGUUAUUUUUUUGUUUCCUGGUGAAAGAAGGCGUCUGUACAGUCGGAGAUUCUCACGCACCUUAAACACAAACCCCACGAUCGCCACGACGAACAGAACAGAAGUUCUUACGGCCAAACCUGCAGAUUCUGGUGAUUCUAGUUUGUUGGGACUCGGAUGCCGAGUUAUAAAGUUAUAAUUACUAAAGUUAUAAUUACGGAGGAAAAACAGUCCUAAUAUUCUGUCGAAGUGUGUGUGUGUAUAUACACAUAUAUAUUAUACAUAUGUAUAUCUAUAUACAUAUUUAUAUGUAAUAUACAUAUAUUUGUAUACAUAUGUAUGUGUAAUCUUCAUAUGUGUGUAUAUUUAUAUACAUAUUUGUGUGUAAUAUACAUACAUGCGUAUAUGUAUAUAAAUAUACACAUAUAUAUCCAUAUGUAAUAUAGAAAUAUAUGUAUAUUUAUCUACAGUAGUGUCUGGGGAAGGAAGUACAUGUCGAUGUACUUUGAUCGCUUUCUAAUUAUUCAUUAAUAGACGAGUGCAGGGGUCGGCAACCCGCGGCUCUAGAGCCGCAUGCAGCUCUUUAGCGCCGCCCUAGUGGCUCCUGGAGCUUUUUCAAAAAUGUUUGACCUUUUUUUCCUUUUUCUUUUUUUUCUUUUUUCUUCCUUUUGCCUUUCCUUUUUAAUCUUGACAUUUUUUUCUAAAUUUUGACUUUUUUCUCUACAUUUCGACUUUUUUCUCCAAAUUUUGACUUUUUUCUCCAAAUUUUGACUUUUUUCUCCAAAUUUCGACUUUUUUCUCCAAAUUUCGACUUUUUUCUCGACAUUUCAACUUUUUUCUCGAGAUUGUACUUCAACAUUAAUCUCGACAUUUUGACUUUUUUCUCAAAAUUUCGACUUUUUUCUCGGAAUUUCGACUUUUUUCUCGAAAUUUCGACUUUUUUCUCGAAGUGCAUAAUGAAAAAAUCUUCCCCCAACUAUAACUAAUAUAGAAACAUGCAGCAUGUGUUUCUUCAUUCUAAGGCUGAUACAAGACUUUUAAUUUUUUGCGGCUCCAGACAUAUUUGUUUUUUGUGUUUUUGGUUCAAUACGACUCUUUCAACAUUUUGGGUUGCCGACCCCUGGACUAGUGGUUGUGGCUCUCGGCUCGCACUGCAUGCUGGGAACGCAGGACUCGGUUUCUGUUGCUUUAAACAAAUAUAUAUUUCCUUUUAAAAGUUUCAUUUCCAUCUUCUGCCAUUUGCCCGUUUACGCCCCCCCAUCACCCUCUCAGUCCGCUUUCGCCCCGCAGCGGUUUUUAACGUGUGGUUGGUUGGCAUGGCAACGGGGAGGCGGCGUCUCCAUCAGUUCUUCUGUGGCGAGUCAGAUGAGUGAAACGGUUCUUUUCCUUUAAGAGGAAGUUAAAUGCACCUGUAAAUAAAACGCUGUGUGUUUGAUUAUUAUGGGUAGAAAAAGUACUUAUUUCUUGACGGCACUUUGACCGGCAGCUCUAGUUUUACCGGCUGGAUGUUUGUCACGCCGUCGUCAUCAGAAACGUUGUGCAAUCACUGACACAACAAGUCUUCUGUGUUAAACCAGAUCUGUAACUGACAAAUGGAUAAAAAAAAAGCUUGUUUUUCUCGGUUUGCUUUGACAUUUCCAUCCUUGGUUGCAAACAGACGCUUCAAGACGACGGCUCUUGUCGUGUUUCUUGUUCCACUACACCUGAGUUUCAGGAAAUCACGUGGUUUUUCUUUCCUCGGCCGCCAGAACUGGUUCAGAAAAGAAUGUGAGACUUUAGUAAAACAGUCUGAGCAGAAUCCGGAGCGUCUCUGCUGCAUUUUACUGCUCUAAUUCAUCUAAACUCACGUUUUCAUGAAAAGUUCAGCUCAGAAAAACUGGAAGGACUGGAGUUUUCACAGCAGAGCUGCACUUUUAGCUCAAUCAGAUUUCAGGACUGAACUAACUUCACCUGAUCAUUGACGUGAUCGUGUCAUUGAUCUGCAGCUGUACAGUAAAAACAUUACUCUUAUUAGUUUCAGUGGCUCCUCAGUGAGCGUCGAUGUAAUCAAUCUUCCUUUAUCUUCAUUUUAAUACUCUGCUGAAUCAGUUAUUCACGGCAUAAGUGCACGUUAGGAGGGAUUAUUAUUAUUUAGCUUGGGUCUUAAAUACGCCUCGUCAGCAGACGUUUAACGUCAUUUUGUUUAGACGGAACAAUAACAAGUUUAUUCAGAAUAAAUCGGUGUCGACGUUUUAUUUGUCGGCAAAAAAAAUAUAAAAACAUGCUUCGUCCACUUUGCUUCACUGGUCAUCUGUCUUUAAAUUAAAAGUAUUGUUUUGGACAUGUGAUCUUAUACUGUAAUAAAAAUUUGUGAAUGCAA